Molecule: messenger RNA, 1696 nt
Organism: Raphanus sativus (radish)
Lineage: Eukaryota; Viridiplantae; Streptophyta; Magnoliopsida; Brassicales; Brassicaceae
Product: F-box protein At3g59000
Exons: 4
Coding region: 173-1531 (452 amino acids)
Molecular function (GO): protein binding
Source: RefSeq, a predicted model, not a curated record
GCCUUGUCUGUCUGUCUUCAAUUAUCAAAAACCCUCUAUUUUUUUUUCUUCGCACCUCUCCACUUGUAGAAACAAAGCGACUAAGGUUGCUCUCAUCUCAGUGAAUGCAUGCAGUGAAAACCCUAAAUGUGGGUGUUUGAUUAAGCAUUUCGUAAAUAGAGAGAGAGAGAAGAUGGAUCACAUUAGCAGUCUACCAGACGGGGUUCUUUGUCAUAUUCUGUCUUUCCUUACCACAAAGGAGGCUGCUUUGACAUCUAUUCUCGCCAAGAGGUGGCGCAACCUUCUCGCAUUUGUCCCUUGUCUUAAAAUUGAUGACACUCUGUUUCUGCAUCCUGAAAAGGGUAAAGGGGACAGGGAAGACGUUAAACAGAGCUUCAUGGACUUUGUGGAUAGAGUUUUGGCGCUGCAGGGUAACUCUCCACUUAAUAAAUUCUCUCUCCAGAGUUUUAGUGGGGCUGAUUCAGAUAGAGUGGAUGGUUGGAUUAGCAGUGUGCUAGCUCGUGGUGUUUCGGAUCUUGAUCUCAAGAUCAUUCUGCAUCUUGAUCGACUUUGGGAUCCCUAUCAGCUCUCUCCAAAAUGCUUUGAGUGCAGCACACUAGUUAGUCUGAGCAUAGGCUCUGGCAUUGAUGUUUCUUUGGCUGCUGCUCGAGUUUUCUUACCAAUGCUUAAAACUCUGAUUCUUGACUCGGUGGGUGUUUGUCCUAAUGAGUUUGAGACUCUGCUUCAUUCUCUGCCUUCCCUUGAGGAAUUGCUUCUCGUUUAUGUGGACUGGAAAGGUAUGGAUGUCACAGUGUCAAGUGCAAGCCUCAAGACCCUAACAAUAGAGUUAUGCUUUUUGUUAAACACUUUAUCAUUUGAUACACCAAGUCUCCUUCACUUUGACUGCUCUGGUUAUGCUGCAUGGGACUAUCCAGUAGUUAAUAUGGGAAACUUGGUUGAUGCUCAAAUCAACUUUAGUGAAAUCCAUAUCAAGUCACUUGGAGAACCAGAUAAUGACGAAGAUGCUCUUCGUUUUAGCAAUAUGUGGAAGCUCUUUCAUGGCAUGCGAAAUGUUCCUCAUCUUAGCUUGCUUCCUGAUACUCUUGAGGUGCUUUCUAUGUGCUCUGAAUCGAUGCCAGUAUUCAACAACCUCAAAUCAUUAGCUAUUAAGAGUAACAAGGAGAGAGGAUGGCAAGCAAUGCCAGCUCUUCUAAGGAACUGUCCACAUUUAGAAACAUUUGUCAUUAAGGGGGGUAUCAUGCACCUUGUGACAGACAAAUGUGGGGAUGUUUGUGACUGCAUUUCUCGGGAGGACAAAGGACUUUCACUCAAACUUUGUCCAGUAAAAGUGAUGAAGAUUCAUGGGUUUCAAGGAACAGUGGAAGAGAUGGCAAUGAUAAAGCAUUUCUUGGAGUAUUUUGCAUGUUUGAAGGAGAUGGAGGUGUAUCCUGAAGAGAAUAAUAAUCCUACGCAGCUAGGAAACCAACGUGUCUUGGAGAUGUUCGAACUCUACAACAAGUUAUCGAGUUGCAAUGUCCAACUCUUCAUAUGAAGUGGCUGAAGAACUAAACCAUCUCCUAGUGUUUGGCCUGCAGUUUAAGUUGUGUUUAACUUUGCUUGAAAACCGUCUCAAAUAUAACUUAUCUUAAAAGACUCUAGUUUUCUCUUCUUACUUGUUAUCUGAAUCAUUUGCUAUCGAUGUCUUGUUUUCAUUUGA